Molecule: messenger RNA, 12604 nt
Organism: Sitodiplosis mosellana (orange wheat blossom midge)
Lineage: Eukaryota; Metazoa; Arthropoda; Insecta; Diptera; Cecidomyiidae
Gene: fs(1)N
Exons: 14
Coding region: 353-12400 (4015 amino acids)
Cellular component (GO): cell surface
Molecular function (GO): heparin binding
Source: RefSeq, a predicted model, not a curated record
GCACACAGUUACACGAUAGCCAACCUCUGCGAUGCUAUCAGCACGCUCGCAAUGUAAUGAAAGUGUUCGUUCUUUCGUUCUCUCUCUCUUUCUCUCUCUCUCUCUGUGUGUAUCAAGCAGUUUAGUACGAAUGAAAUAUUCAUAGUUGCCGAGAGACAGUCACAGCAACAAGUUGUUGAAACGUUGAUAGUUCUUGCAUCGCGUCACCGGUUGUCGUUGCACUCUUUAUGUGCGCAAAAUAAAAUUCGUAUGCAAUUAGGUAAAAAAACUCAAAUUGUUUCAGAAAAAAACUUAAUUUGUCUAUUGUUUAUCGUCGAAAAAACGAACAAAUCGUGUGAGUGUAACAAACCAGAUGCCGAUAAAAAUCAAAUUGCUAGCACUGAUGCUGCUGGCGGCGUGCUUUGUAUACGGAAAAGUAGACAGCACAGUCGCCAACGAUGAUAAUGCUUUGGGGCAUAACGCAGCAUCAGCCGAUUCAGAGGAAGUAAUUUCGGGCGAUAAAGAUGGUGAAACCGAGAUUGAUCGCCCGAAACGACUCUAUGCCGAAAAGAUUCGAGAGUCAUUGGAUAAAAUCAAAUUGUCAUUGGAAAAGACGAUAGCGGACAAAUUGGAUUCGCCGAUUUUAGGAAGCAUUCGCAACAGCUCGCUCUUAAAAGGUAAAUCAAAGCUUCCAUCAUUGUUAGAUACAUACAAAACGACAUUUGAAUCAAGAGGAGUGAGUUUAGCUCCACCGCCGUGUCCACAUCAAACACUGCCUACACAGGAACAGAUUCCAGUGUCAGUAGGUAAUGUGGCGACAGUCUCAACUGGGCCAUUUCCGAUUGGGCCACUUUCGAUUGCGCCACUUUCAUCAUCGUCACAACCGAUCGGUGAAUCAUCACUGGGUGAUGCUCACAAACCAGUCGUUCUGCCCGACUAUUUGAUGGACAAAGACGUUGCGAAGAAGAAGAAGAAGCUCACGAAUCCCAAUCGAAUUUCCAUGCAGCAAUUGAAAGAGACAGCGGAUCUUCGCAAACAAAUUAACUACGCGGUGAAACAUGGCAUUUAUGUUCAUUCCGCGUCAGAAGUCCAAAACAUGAACCAAAAAAGUGCAGAAGUCGUACCAGAGUCGAAUGUACCACCGCAAUAUUAUCCCGCAGAGUAUUAUGAGCCAACCACACCGGCGCCUCCUCCUCCGCCACAGUUUUAUCCGCCUGCAUUUCCAUCAUUUGACAAUUUCUAUUCCAGUUUUUGGCAAGGCUUAUUCGGUGCACCGCGAAAAAUCACAAAAGAACAAACGCUUGGCAGUGCACGCAGCGAUUUUUCGUAUGUGCCCGAAGAAAAACCAAGUGUAUCGGCCGACGAGCAACUUGUCAAUCAUUUGCCAAAUGAAAAUGAGCCAUCCGAUGAUGAAAUGGACCAUGGUGCUGACACUAACGAAAAGACAAUUGAGAAAAUGAUGGCACAAGCGGCCGAACAAAUGAUGAUUCAGGGCAUUGUUUCAAACACAGUUGAAAGCUAUGCAAACAGCGAAGAGGCGCCGUUCAUCGAAGCAAAUCGCGUGCGAGAAGAGCUCAACAUCACAUCGGUCACCGAAGACAUGCGUUUUAAUAUCGGCGAAAAUGUGAUUGGCUGGCGAACACUGCAGCGAAACAAACGUGAAUCGCAUGCACUUAUCGGAGUCACAAAUACAAGCGUACUUUUGGUGUUGGAAACGAAUGGCACGUACAAACUUCAAGUCGAAAAGCAUUUGCUAUCAAGUCCAACGUUUUUCAUUACAUUCACCUAUUGGAAUGAAACGCAGCAAUCGAUCGAUGGCAUUGUCAUCGUGAGUAUUCAACAUGAGAUUGUUUUUCUUCGCGUGAAUGAGGCAAUGGAUAAGAUGGAAGUGAUUUGGAUUUGGCCAACAAAUAACAUUGCACGAUAUUUGCAUCAUUUGGUGCUUGACAAUGUGGACACUCUGUUGAUUAUAACCGAUUUGCAUGGUGGUUCGGCGGCAAGUCUGUACCGAUUUGAUAUGAAUGAAGAGGUGUUCUUCCUGCGCCAAAGUCUAUCAUUGAAAAGCCGCGCCAAGAAUAUGGCUCUCAUUCAAAAUGGGUUUGAUACAUUCAUGUGUUUCCCGCAAAAAAGCCAUGCAGUCAUCUACAAGUAUCACAAAGAUCAUUUCAGGUAUUACACGCAAAUCGAAUCGCACAAUGCCAACAUUUUGUCGGCCUUUGAAAUGGGUGGCUAUUCAUACCUGACGAUUGGAGGUAGUAAAGCGAAAAUUUUACGCUAUCAUCGCGGCACGUUUCAGGAUCAGACCAUUUUGUCAAAGAGUUGGGGAAAUGUUGAGUUCUUUAUGCCCGUACCGGCACGAACGUAUCGCGACGAUUUAAUACUUUUCGUACAGCAUCGCAUGGACUACGGUUCGCACACAAAUUCAUUUUUGGAAGCAUUGAUUUGGAAUGGACAAGCAUUUCAUCCAGCACUGCAAGUGCCAUGCUAUAUCGACGAGCAUGCAUCGGAUCUGGGAUUGGGCUGUAUGCUCGAUGAAUACCGUGAUCUGGGUAUUAUUGGUGCGACAAUGUUUCAACGCAAUCGAUCGAUCUCAAUAAUUGUGCCGCGACAUGAAGCACCGUCCGGUUUGUUUGAUUUGGAAAUUGAUCUAUUGCCCGCCGCAUCAACCUUGAACGAACACCUAUUGGAGCUACUGUCUGAAGUAAUCAUUAUGCUUGACAUACGCGAUCAAGUGUUGGUCGAAGCACGAGAACUAACUGAGAGCUUUCCAAAGGGUCCAAUGGAUGAGGUUACAAUCAGAAAUCAAGACCUUGACGUCAUUUACACACAACAACUCGAUUUAGGCACACUCAUUCCAACGCAAGGUGUUUUCUUGGGCGAUGAUCUCAUCACAAAGGAAGAUGUUGAUGCGUUUUUGAAAGUAUUGAAUGAAACUGAAACAAAUCUUCAAUUACUUGAACAAUUGAAACGGAACAAACGAGAAGAUAAAAAUGUGAUUGAGCAUCUGCAUUUGAAGUCCGUCAAUGUGAGCGAAUUGAAUGUGCGAUACAUCAAUGAUAUUCCAGCCGAAGAGUUGGUAUUUGUCACAGAUGGCAAUCUGAAAUUGGAUGGCACCGUUAUACUGAAUCAACCGAUUGAACCAGAGUUCGUUGAACGAACAUACGACGGCAUCGAUCAGCUGCUGGGACAAGAGCAACCCGAGAUGACGGUCAUUACCGGCGAUCUACACUUUGAAGAGAUCAACGGCAUCAAGUGGAAAGAUUUUAUCAAUCAAAUCGUUUUGAAGCAUCUGCCCAAUAGCAUUGAUGAUUUGGAAAUUACUGGCAGUGUAGAAGCUGGGACGGUAAAUGUAGAGAAUUUGAAUGAUAUACCUUUUCCAAGUGGCUUUAUUUCAACUAAAACCACCGAUGAAAUCAUUGUGACCAGCCAAAAGGUCUUCAAAAAUGUUCUAGUAACCAAUGCUACGGAAUGCUUUGGCAAUUUCAAUGGCGUUCAACUGUCUCAGGUAAUCUCACUCAACAGCUCGCAGUACAUUCCUGGCACGACAACAUUUCGACAUUUGGAAGUGACUGAAACAUUGGAGAUGGCUCCGAAUGCCACGAUAUCUGGUCGACGGCUUGAUGAAUUUUUGUCGAAUCCAACGUUGAAUGAAACCCGUCAAAUUCGAUCGACCGUUUAUUUCGAUACGCUUGAAAUUGAGGGACCGCUUUAUGUGCAAAAUACAAUGGACAGCGUAUUUGUGGAUGAUGUCCUUGCCGAUGUGGUAUACAAACACGAGACAGCACCUCAAAUCAAUUCAUUCAAAAGAUUCGACACCGUACAAGCACCAAAUAUUCAGCUCACAGCCAAUCUCAUCAAUGACAUUCCAUUCUCGUCAUUUGUUACGAACGACACCGAACAAACAUUCGAUGUGAGCGAAUUGCAUGGAAAUUUUUACUUCCAAAAAUUGAAAUUAGACGGGCUAUUCAAUUUCAUUAAUGUCACCGAAUUGGAUUUAAAUUCGCUGAAAUUAUUCGGUGAACAGUACACAGAUGCUGAAUUUGAGUUUGCGGACGGUGACUAUGUCAAAAUUGAUGCCAAUCAAUUGGAAGUGCUGGAGACGGUGAAUGGAAUUGAUGUGCAUGACUUCAUAAGCAUCGAUGAAGAUUUUGAAUUGACUGGCAAUGUGCACGACGUCAGCAGUUUGAAAGUGGAUGAAUUGAUAUUGGACGGAGAGAUAAAAGGCAGCCCAGAUAGUUUGGUCAAUGGUUUUCGUCUUCAAAAUUUAGUCGACACCCACUUGAGCAAAAACAAUCCGCAAAUCAUCACCGGCUCAGCCUACAUACCAAUAGCAGUGCUUCGCAACGGCAUUAAUACGAAAUUCCUCAACGGUUUCGAUUUCAAAGAUAUUGUAAACAUUUUGAAGAAUCUGAAAACCAACGAACAAAUGCUAAACGAAUCAACGGUUGUUGUCGAUCAAAUGAUUGUGAAUGGAAGUGUUUGGUUUGCCGAUAUCAAUGGCUUUGAUUUAGAGCACAUUAAAUCGAAUGCCAUUCGAUUGGACCAAACGAAUGACCUUCAUUUUCCGAUCACAUUUUUGGAUUCAAUUUAUGUGAAUGGAAACAUUAACGUAGAGCAGCUGAAUGGCGAAAAUUUCAAUGAAUUUUCAAACGAUGUGGUAUUAAAAUCGGCGGAUGUCACCAGAGUGUACGGUACGACCGUUUUCAAAGAAGAUGUUACAAUUUUGAAUAAUGCCGAAGUCACAACGAUCAAUGAAAUUCAAGUGGAUCGUAUUCUAACCAAGAAUUACAACCGUGUAAUCUUCAAUCCAAUUCGAAUUGUUGGCGAUGUCAUGAUUCCCAAUUUAAUUGUAAAAGGUCACUUGAAUGGCGUUUCUGCCGAAGAUCUCAAUUCGUAUCGGUCAAAAGGUGGGAGAUUCGUCUUGAAAAAGGAUGUGUUUUUCAAUGAAACCACCGGCAUUAAGUAUCUCAAAAUUCACGGUGGCUACGAUAACAUUGGGAAUGUGAAUGAACACUUGAAGAACAUCAUUCGAACCGAUCGACCGGCAGUGGUUGCAGGUAGAAAAACCUUCACAGACACGAUUCAUUUUGAAAAGGCCAUCGAUAUGAUCGAAUACAAUGGAGUGAAUGUACCUACAUUCCUAGCAAACGUCGUGUUGAUCGACCAAUACGAUCCAGUCGAUAUUUAUUCAGACAUUGUCUUUGCGGCACCCGUGGUUAUACCACGCAUGAAAAUCACCGGAAAUUUGGUGGCUGAAACGAUCAACCGUUGCUCAGUUGCAGACUGGGUACAAAAUACAAUCCGAACCGAUCAACCGUUUGAUUUUGACGGUGUUAUAACCUUCCCGGAUGGAACAAUUGAAGCUAGCAACAUCAACACAGAGUUUCUCAACGAAAAUCCAAUGGAUGAAGUGAUCACAUUGUAUACGGAACAGACCUUUGAUAAGCCAGUCCAUUUGAAUUAUGUGUAUUCGUCAGUGCCAAUCACAGCAGAUGGUUUGGUUUCGGGAUAUAAUUUGCCGAAAGAACGAGAAAAUACACUAAUGAUUUACGGCACUCAAUCCAUCGAUAUACCCACUGUAUUCCAAUCGGUUCGCGUGCUAAACAAUUUGGUAACCGAUGGAUUGGUUAACGGGCGUGAUUUGCGUUUGGCAGCUUCGCUACAACAAGGAAACAUUGUCAUCGACUCACCGCUGUCCUUUGGAACGGUAUCCGUCAACCAAUUGUAUACGAGCGAUUUGAUCUCAGGUAUCAAUUUUAAUAAAUGGUUCGAAAACGCACUGGUGCAAUACAAAACAACACCGCAAGUUGUAACUGCGCCAUGGACGAUAAAGAAUGCCAUUGUCGGCACAAUGAAUGUGGCACAAGGAAUAAAUGACAUGGAUGUGAAUCAAUAUUUGCAGACUUUGGAUCAAUUACACAGAAAAUAUCAAACUGAGUACACACAAAAGUGUCAAGUAGCACAGAAAUUGAUUCAAAAUACGAAGAAAAACGUCAUAUUCCUGUCACAUUUUGUCAAUGCAUUCACAAUUGAUACACAGAGCCCGAUCAACUCGGUUUAUCUGUUCAACAUUUUUGAACAAAAUUAUUUUGUCAUCAACUCUGGAUGCCAAACGUUAAUUUAUGCAUGGAACAUGUCCAGUAACAACUAUGAUCAGGUGGGCACAGCUAUCACUGGUGAUGUCGUCGAAUGGAUUCAUGUGCUUGACCACGAAAAUCAACUAUUUCUCAUUGCAAACAAUGACGGAUCCAUCGAUUCCAAUUGCCUGAUUUCGGGAGCAUUCGUUUGGCGAUUUAAUCCAAACGACAAUAGUCUUAGCCAAGAGGUGCAGUUCGGUCGCAUCGGUGAGUUCAGGUCCAUGCAAAUGAAACCAAACAGCCAUGCUCUUUUCUACGUGAUUCGUCACAGCGAUAGCCAUGUGAUUGAGUACAAUUUGAGAGGUGCAAUCGUCACAGAAUGGUUGUUGGAUAACAACGCCGCACCGCCGAUGACGUCUUCAGUUCGAUUUGUACCGGGUGACGCUCAACUUGGUUUAGCUUUAUCAGAUGGCAAUCAACUCUCCGUUUUGACUGCAUGCAAUUGUACACGACGAACAAAACGAUGCGGCUUACUCACUGAAAUCACCGGCUUAAAUUUGACCGGUGUUAGUGAACAUCGACAGCAAUUCGAAAGACAAUGGAAACAAUUAUUCAUUGACUAUUGGUCCGACAAAGCUGCCGAUAAGUUUAAGGAAGAGCAAAAGUUUAAAGGAGACAAAGUUGAACAAACAUUUAAUGCCAAAAUAUCACAAGCAACCAUCGAUUCGAUCAAAGAAAAACAAGCCCAUAAAGAUAUCACCACGAAAAUAAGCGCGGAAGAAACAGAGAACCAAAAACCAGUCGCAUCAACGCAGGAAAAAGAUAUUGAUUCCAAUUCAGAUUCAGUCGAUCACAUUUUGGGUAUGAUUUCUGAAGUGGAGAAUAUCACCAAUGCGGCCAAUAAAGCACAAGAUCCAAAUGUCGGUGACAAAUUUGGGGAUAUCAUGUUCAAGUUGACGCCAUUUGCCGAUAAAAUCAUGGAUAAGGUAAUGGACAAGUUACGUCGAAAACAAUACAAAUAUGAUGAGUAUUUGCUUGGUUCUGCACAAGAAGGAAAAGAACAAGAAGGUGAUGAUGAUGAUGACAGUGUUAUCCGUUCAAAAGUGUCUGGAUUAUUCCGAAAAAUCGGCAAAUCUUUGUUCAAGGUGUAUGCAUAUGGAAAAGAUCGCUUCCAAAGUGCAAAACAUCUGGCCAAAGAUGUGAAAUUUCUCUAUACCACCUAUUCUCGCAACUUUAUGGAAGAUAAUCAGAAUGAUAACAUAACAUAUGGGCCACCGGACGUGUAUGGAGUUGAAGAUAAAGCAAACGAACCAGCUGCAGACAUUCAUCCCGAUGAAGUCAACGUGAAAAAUUUGGAUCAAAACAAGAAAAAAUUGCACGAUCAAAUUCACUCGGUAGAGCUUCAGCGAGAAAUGGAAAUCAUCUCAAAGGUGAUCCCGAACACAAAAGAAUUUGCCCAGGCAUUCGCGGUGGAAAUGAUCAAAACGCUGAUUAACAACAACACUGAAAACGGUCAGAACGCAACCUUUUGGCCAGUCAUCAAGAAUGCCGUUAAAGGAGCAUUUCAAUUGCAUCUGAACAGCUCGCAUGGACAUGAAAGUAAGGAUGAAAAGGCUGCAAAUCUUUUGAUUUUCAAGGGACUCAUGAACAAACUGAAUGAGACGAUCGAAUAUGAACAGAAUAAAUCGAAUAUGGGCUCUGAGGUCAUGGUUGGAUCAAUAUUGGAUGAUUCGAUGUCAAGCUUGGUAUCGUUCGAUCAAAUGAUUGGCAGUCGCUUUGAUGCUUUAUACGAUAAAUUCACUCCACUCAUCAAUGAGCUGUCGGAUCGAAUUGUAACAAACCUACGAAAACAAAGCAUAGCGAAGCAAAGUGAAGGGAAACAUGCCAAAGGAAAUGUUAAAGUGAUGAAUGCGAAAAAGGCUAAGAAAAAAUCUGAAGAGAAGAUCGAAUACAUAGCCGAACAAAAUACUACAGAAGGUGUCAAAGCAUCACAAGCGAACAUUGAUUCAAUCAAAGAAAAACAGGCUGCCAAUGAUACUGCCACAAAACUGUGCGCGGAGGAAAUAGAAGCCCAAGAACCACUCACAACAACGCAUGAAAUUGAUGAUGAUUCCAAAUUAGAUCACAUUUUGGGUAUUAUUUCUGAAGCCGAGAACAUCACCAAUGCGGCCAAUGAAGCACAAGAUCCAAAUGUCGGUGACAAAUUCGGGGAUAUUAUGUUCAAAUUAACGCCGUUUGCCGAUAAAAUCAUGGAUAAAGUAUUGGACAAGAUACGUUGGAAACAGUACAACUAUGAUGAAUAUUUGCUUGGCUCCGUUCAAGGAGGAAAAAAAGAAGAUGCUAAUGACAGUGCAACCUCUUCAAAAGUGUCUGGAUUUUUCCGAAAAAUCGGCAAAUCUUUGUUCAAGGUGUAUGCAUAUGGAAAAAAACGCUUCCAAACGGAAAAAACCCCAGCAAAGGAUGUGAAAUUUCUCUACAACACCUAUUUCGAUAACUUUAUCGAAGAUAAUCAGAAUGAUAACAUAACAUAUGGGCCACCGGACGUGUAUGGACUUGCAGAUAAAGCAAACGAACCAGCUGUCAACGUGAAAAAUUUUGAUCAAAACAAGAAAAAAUUGCACGAUCAAAUUCACUCGGUAGAGCUUCAGCGAGAAAUGGAAAUCAUCUCAAAGGUGAUCCCGAACACAAAAGAAUUUUCCCAGGCAUUCGCGGUGGAAAUGAUCAAAACGCUGGUUAACAACAACACUGAAAAUAGUCAGAACGCAACCUUUUGGCCAGUCAUCAGGAAUGCCGUUAAAGCAGCAUUUGAAUUGCAUUUGAACAGCUCGCAUGGACAUGAAAGUAAGGAUGAAAAGGCUGCAAAUCUUUUGAUUUUCAAGGGACUCAUGAACAAACUGAAUGAUACGAUCGAAUAUGAACAGAAUAAAUCGAAUAUGGGCUCUGAGGUCAUGGUUGGAUCAAUAUUGGACGAUUCGAUGUCAAGCUUGGUAUCGUUCGAUCAAAUGAUUGGCAGUCGCUUUGAUGCUUUAUACGAUAAAUUCACUCCACUCAUCAAUGAGCUGUCGGAUCGAAUUGUAACAAACCUACGAAAACAAAGCAUAGCGAAGCAAAGUGAAGGGAAACAUGCCAAAGAAAAUGUUAUAGUGAUGAAUGCAACAAAAACUGAGGAAAAAUCUGAAGAGAAGAUCGAAGACAUAGCCGAAGAAAAUACUACAGAAGGUGUCAAAGCAUCACAAGCGAACAUUGAUUCAAUCAAAGAAAAACAGGCUGUCACAAAACUGAGCGCAGAGGAAAUGGAAGCCCAAGAACCACUCACAACAACGCAUGAAAUCGAUGAUGAUUCCAAAUUAGAUCACAUUUUGGGUAUUAUUUCUGAAGCCGAGAACAUCACCAAUGCGGCCAAUGAAGCACAAGAUCCAAAUGUCGGUGACAAAUUCGGGGAUAUUAUGUUCAAAUUAACGCCGUUUGCCGAUAAAAUCAUGGAUAAAGUAUUGGACAAGAUACGUUGGAAACAAUACAACUAUGAUGAAUAUUUGCUCGGCUCCGUUCAAGGAGGAAAAAAAGAAGAUGCUGAUGACAGUGCAACCUCUUCAAAAGUGUCUGGAUUUUUCCGAAAAAUCGGCAAGUCUUUGGUAAAAGUGUAUGCCUAUGGAAAAGAUCGCUUACGAAGUGCGAAAAAUAUGGCAAAUGAUGUGAAACACCUUUACAAUACCUAUUACACCCGCCUUACCGAAGAUUAUCAUUCGAUAGAGCUUCAGCGCGAAAUGGAUAUCAUCUCAGACGUGAUGCCCAACUCGAAAGAAUUUUCACAGGCAUUUGCUGUGGAAAUGAUUAAAAGGCUUCAGGACAACAACAAUGCUACUGGAACUAGUCAGAAUACAACCUUUUGGCCGGUCAUCAGAAAUGCCGUUAAAGCAGCAUUUGAACUGCAUCUGAACAUUUCGCAUGAAAAUGAAAGUGUCGAUGAAAAGGCUAAAAACCAGUUAAUUUUCAACAAAUUUAUGAGCAAAUUAAAUGAGACGAUCGAACAUGAACAGAACAAAUCGAAUGUGAGCUCAGAGGUCAUGGUUGGAUCAGUAUUGGGUGAGUCGAUGCCAAGCGAUAGCAAAGAUCAGCCAAAUGACAGUCACUUUGAUGCCUUGUUCAACAAAUUCACUCCACUCAUCGAUGAGCUGUCGAAUCGAAUUGUAACAAAGCUACAAAAACAAAGCAUAGUGAAGCAAAGUAAUGGAGAACAACCCAAAGAAAAUAUUGAAGAGUUGAAUGAGGAAAAGACUGAAAAAACACCAAACGAAAUAAUCCAAGAAAAUAUUACGGAAGGUGUUGAAGCAUCACAAGCAAGCAUCGAUUCAAUCAGAGAAAAUCAAGGCGGUAACGAUAUUCCCACGGAAAUGGGAGAGGAGGAAAUGGAAAGCAAAGAACCAUUCACAUCAACGCAUGAAAUUGAUGAUGAUUCCAGCAUAGAUUCAGUCGAUCACAUUUUGGUUAUGAUUUCUGAAGCCGAGAAUAUCACCAAUGCGGCCAAUUGCAAUGAAGCAGAAGAUCCGAAUGUCGGUGACAAAUUCGGAGACAUCAUGUUCAAGUUGACGCCGUUUGCCGAUAAAAUCAUGGAUAAAGUAUUGGACAAGAUACGUUGGAAACAGUACAACUAUGAUGAAUAUUUGCUCGGCUCCGUUCAAGGAGGAAAAAAAGAAGAUGCUGAUGACAGUGCAACCUCUUCAAAAGUGUCUGGAUUUUUCCGAAAAAUCGGCAAAUCUUUGUUCAAGGUGUAUGCAUAUGGAAAAAAACGCUUCCAAACGGCAAAAACCCUAGCAAAGGAUGUGAAAUUUCUCUACAACACCUAUUUCGAUAACUAUAUCGAAGAUAAUCAGAACGAUAACAUAACAUAUGGGCCACCGGACGUGUAUGGACUUGCAGAUAAAGCCAACGAACCAUCUGCAGAAAUUUAUCCCGAUAAAAUCAACGUGAAAAUUUUUGAUCAAAACAAGAAAAAAUUGCACGAUCAAAUUCAUUCGGUAGAGCUACAGCGAGAAAUGGAAAUCAUCUCAGAUGUGAUGCCGAACACAAAAGAAUUUGCCCAAGCAUUCGCGGUGGAAAUGAUCAAAAUGCUGGCCCAUAACAACAAUACUGAAAACGAUCAGAACGCAACCUUUUGGCCUGUCAUCAGAAAUGCCGUUAAAGCAGCAUUUGAAUUGCAUCUGAACAGCUCGCAUGGACAUGAAAGUGAGGAUGAAAAGGCUGCAAAUCUUUUGAUUUUCAAAGGAUUAAUGAACAAACUAAAUGAGACAAUUGAACAUGAACAGAAUGAAUCGAAUAUGGGCUCAGAGGCUAUGGUUGGAUCAGUAUUGGGUGAGUCGAUGUCAAGCGGUACAAAAGAUGAAAUGAUUGGCAGUCGCUUUGAUGCUUUAUUCGAUAAAUUCACUCCACUCAUCGAUGAGCUGUCGGAUCGAAUUGUAACAAAGCUACGGAAGCAAAGCAUAGUGAAGCAAAGUGAUGGAGAACAAGUGGAGGGAAAACUUGACGCGAUGAAUGAGGGAAAGACUGAGCAGUUGUCCGAAGAGAAGAUUGAAGAAUUGACGGAAGAAAGUACUACGGAAGGUGUUGAAGGAAAAACAGAGAGCCCCACGGCAUCACAGCCUGAUCAAGUCGGAACCAGUCUGCAAACGGAAAAUACAAAGGCCGAAUCUGGAUGCACCCGAAAUAUAACAAUGAAGGAAUUUGAGCAGAAAUUAAAUGAAUGGAAGCAAUUGCACGGCAACGCGGAUAUGUUCCCAUCGAUUAGUUCAUUUAGAAGUGCAAAGGAUGAUGAAGCACCUAAACCAGAGUCCGAGAAAACGAAGCAAUUCGAAACGACAGUGGUAUCGAUUCCGAACCAUUCGCUACCAUCGCAUCACAACGGAGAGAUUAUCGCUAUCCGUUUUGGGCCCAGUGCACAAUUGCUCAUCGCCGUAUCAUCCAUUACCGAACACACGAUAAAGGGCGAUCAUGAUCGAAUUCAGAUUUUCGAAGAUGUUGUCAAUGGUCGACUCUUCCAAACAAUAUCCUGCUACAAACCUCGAAGCUUACUCACGUUCAACAUAAACAUGGAAACGAUUUUGGCAUUCAUUCAAGAUGAAUCUGAAAUCAAGACAUACAUUUUCCGUGGUGCUCACGGAUUCGUUGAGUUUACGUCAUUCACAAUGCCAUCGCCCAUAAGGCAAAUGAUUCAUAAUGAAAUUGUGACACAUCCAACGCAAUUCGUGUGCCCAGAACAUUUUUUGAUUUUGGUGAUGGAAAAUAAAGUGGAAUUUAUGCGAGCCGUGACCAUUGGAGACUGUAAAAUCAAUGAGAAACUAAAUUGUUAAUUUCGAAUCGAUCUCAUAUUAGUAUUUUUUUUUACAAAAACAUUAUUUAUUCCGUUUUUUAUGUGCAAAUCUGUUAUACAUACACAAACUUUUAUACACAUUUUUCUUUUAAAUUUCGUACAUGUAAAAUAUUCCCAUGGAACGUAUAUUUUUGCGCGGCUGUAUUCAGCUCUAUUUAUGAUAAUAAAGGUGUAAUUAAAUUAA